AUGGAGAGUGCUGAGGUCACCGUCUCUUCAGGGAAUGUGACGAUGGUGAAGGAGGAGGGGGAGGAGGGGGAGCCCAGCGACAACCACAAGACUCAAGUCAUCUUGCAUCUUCAGCCCAUCCUGCACGGGCUAAACGAUAACAUUGCAGACACCGGAUCUACAGUUUUGGCCGUAGAAACGCACCACGAUGAGAGCCAAGUGGACGGAGAGGAGGUGGAGUAUGGCUACCCCAUCACCUGUGGGGACAGCAGAGCUGUGCUGCUUUUUAAGAAGUUUGUGUGCCCUGGGAUCAAUGUUCGAUGCGUCAAGUUCAAUGACCAGCUCAUCAGCCCCAAGCAGUUUGUUCACCUGGCAGGGAAAGCCACACUAAAGGACUGGAAGAGGGCCAUCCGACUGGGAGGGGUGAUGCUCAGGAAAAUGAUGGACUCGGGCCAGAUAGAUUUCUACCAGCAUGACACCGUGUGCACCAACACCUGCCGUAGCACAAAAUUCGAUGCGCUGAUCAACAACGCACGACUCCCUGUGGGGGGCUCAGGGCAGUCUAUCCCGACACCUCCACCCAGCGACCCUCUUGGAGGACAGCUUGCACCCUUGCCAGGAGAGGUCAUGCUUGAUGCAGCAGAAGUAGAGGAGCCCUCCAAGGACAAGUUCAGUGCCACAGCUGAUGAGUGGAGCCCAAGGCCAGCCCCGACGGCUGCCCCUAAUGCAGCUAAUGGACAUGUUAAGAAGAGAAUGAGGACUGACAUACCUGAUGGGAUUCUGAGCCUGUGGAAAGGUGUGGCAGACAUUGGGCUGAUGGGAGAAGUCCUGUCCAACAUCCAGACCGAAUUAUUGGCCACUCUGAAAGGAGUGGAGGUCCGCUGUGAGAAGGCCAACUUGCAGGAGACAGAUGCCAUGUUCCUCAACACUCUAUGUGAGAUGUUCGGGCUGCUAGACUCUGUGAAGCAAGCUCUUGACCUGAGGCGCUGUCAGACGGAGGAGGACAGAGUCCACAGCUCGCUCUAUGCACUGGAUGACGCUCUGGAAGAAGAGGAGAAGCAGGGUUAUGAUGAAGGUAACGCCUACAAGACUGUGUUCUCAAAAGAGCUGCGAGUGCGCCGUCAGAGCCCCUCCACCAGUCAAACCCAGCAUGAGCCUCAGGCCGGCCAGGGAACGGUGUCCCCCAUUGCCACCGACCCUGUUGUGAUUCGGCCUGUCACUGGUGUGUCUCUGGCUUCCUUCGCUCACCUCAGCGCUAACCCUCAGCACUUUACUUAUUUCUCUCCAUUUAUCUCAGCCGGCCGGCGACUCGGUAGCGGAGUCCUACACCGGGCAGCCGGGCGGGAAAAGCACGGACGGAGAGGCACAGCAGAGGUCAGGGAGAUAGGUAACAGAGAGAAGGAGCACAGUCAGGAGCAGGAUAGGGGAGGGGGAGAGGACACCUGCAGCAUCCACAAAGACCUUGAGGUGAGGACCGUAGGGGUUCGAGAGGAAGACUCUCACUUCAGAGGUGAAGCGGCGGAGAGGACCGAAAAGCUAAACGAUAUAGAUCGGGCGGUUGUAAAGAGAAUGCCAUUCAAGAAAUUUAAAGCCAAGUGAGAAAGGAUCCCAGAGGAAUGUUCUGGAAUAUAGUGAGUGAGUGUGCCUGUUUUUCAUAUGAGCCAAUAUUCUGGAAGAAAAGCGGAUUACUUUCGGUGUAGUUGGCAGCCCGCAUUUGUUCUUGUAUAAUGGAUCCCCGGUACUGGUGACUUUACUAUAUGUAUGAGUCCCCCCCCCCCCCCAAUUAGCCUAAAUAUCUUUUGUAUGUCUGUAAAUAUACAGUAUUUCCUUCUAUUUAUGCAACUUGUAGGACCUUUCCCCUCGUCUAGAGACAGUUUGAGGAUUUGUGAUGUAUAUGUGGGGAAACAUGUUUUUCUGUGUCCUGUUCCUCUCAA
Molecule: messenger RNA, 1913 nt
Organism: Lampris incognitus (smalleye Pacific opah)
Lineage: Eukaryota; Metazoa; Chordata; Actinopteri; Lampriformes; Lampridae
Product: glucocorticoid modulatory element-binding protein 1-like
Exons: 9
Coding region: 1-1578 (525 amino acids)
Biological process (GO): positive regulation of transcription by RNA polymerase II
Cellular component (GO): nucleus
Molecular function (GO): DNA-binding transcription activator activity, RNA polymerase II-specific; RNA polymerase II cis-regulatory region sequence-specific DNA binding
Source: RefSeq, a predicted model, not a curated record